Messenger RNA from Beta vulgaris subsp. vulgaris (sugar beet), 674 nucleotides. RefSeq lists its product as hypothetical. Lineage: Eukaryota; Viridiplantae; Streptophyta; Magnoliopsida; Caryophyllales; Amaranthaceae. The record is from RefSeq and is a predicted model, not a curated record. Bases 54 to 323 code for a protein of 89 amino acids. The transcript has 3 exons. Gene Ontology annotation, cellular component: mitochondrion.
AUUCCCAAAUCUCAAAUCUCAAUUCUCAAUUUCUCAUAAACCUUUGUUGGAAAAUGGCCACCAUCAGUACCGCAAGGUCCAUUUGUCGAUCAUCUCCCUUUCAGAGCCUCGCCACUAAAUUAAUUUCCGGUGUCAAAUCUUCUCGCUCCGUCCCCAGAUCUGCAAAUAACGCUCUUUCUCGUCGCAUCUUCAGGUGUCCGGCUGAACUGAGUGUUUGUUUGGAGACAAUGCAGCCUUUUCACACGGCAACUGCUUCUGCGUUGAUGACUUCCAUGCUUUCGACCUCGUGUCCUUGCCAUGGUUGGGUUUCAGAUGACAAGUAAUGACGAAGCAUCAGAGAAGCAAAACAUGAUGCCACACAAGAAUAUAGCUAAAUGGCGGCUCUAUUCAAAAUUCAGCGAAGAGGAUUCCAUGUGAUGAUAGCUAGAACUUGAUAUGAAUCUCCUUGUAACCACAUUUGAACUCCUAAUUUCAUUAUGGUUUCAACUUUUUCUUCUAUCUCAACUUUAUGUAGGGCUCUAUUUUUGCCCCUUUGACGCAAACAAUGUAUAGAAAUCUUCUGUAGAGACAAGAGCGCUUAACUAGUUUCCUCAAAACCCUACGAGCGUUUGUUUUAGUCGCUUGUGUAGACAAAUGAUGGAAUAACAUGUGGCAGACAGCCCCAUUAUUUUCAA